UUCCCGACAGCUCCGGGGUUUAACUUGGUCAUUGCUUGAAUUUCCGUCAGGUGGUCCAAACUAGCGCCAAAGUGGCGCUCUUGUCGAUUAAGCGAGCUGUGGCAUACGAAUACACCUUGUCCGCCAUCUUCCCUCCUGCAGCUUCCUGCAUGAAGUCUGUUACACAGGUCUCAUACAGUACUCCCGUUCAGCGACAUGGAACAGCCGUCCGCGAACCACCAGAAGGCAGCCGGAGCCGCAAAUGAGGAAAGCGAACUCGAAAGGCCAUUUCCUGGGACUCUGACGGGUGAAUACCAAGAUUAUGAUUUGUCUUCCAAUGAGACAUAUGACACAGACAAUGAUGGGUCCCAAUAUACAGCACCGUCUUCAACCGGUGACGUAGAUGACAGCGGCGACGGUAGUGAAGAAGUUCGUUAUCACGCAAUCGACCGCGAAGAGGAACGGAACAUAUAUGAACUGUUUGCUACAGAGGGUUUCUCCAGCGUGUCAGAUGAGUCUUCUUCGGUUCUCAUACACGGCUAUGGAUUUGCAAGCGCAAUUCUUGCUCAUGGAUACGCGAAACGUUGCCCAAGGGCAAACGUAGUUUGCCCUGCAGAAUUGUUCUUCAGCCUUGCGACGCAGGAACGACCCAAAAAUUGGAGGAACGAGGAUGAGUUUGAUGCGAGGGUAUUCGACAUAAUCCUUACCGCUUCACUGGGAGCCGAUGAGAAUCUCGAAGAGGAAAUUUUCGCUCUUAACCGUAAACUCUGCGCACAAGGGCAUAUCGAAGUGUGUGAGUUCGAGAUCGAUGGCAACAAUGCGACUGAAUGGGUUAAAGACCGAGAAAUGUGUCGGAGAAUGACAUUGGAUAUCACAUUCAAGGAGCACGGCUUUUGCAUCAAGUUGAACGCCAAGAUGGGAUCUGUGCCAUAUUCCAAUCUCGUUUACACUCCAAGUCGUCGGCUUCUCUUAUUCACAGAAUUCUCCUCUAAUAGAGACGAGAUCAGCUCCCAAUUGACGCAAGCGGAGGGUGUUUGCUUCAAAUUGACCCGUCGUCUUUUCAUAAAAUGCUUGCAAGAGCCAACUGGGAAGCGCUCAAGAUGCUGUGCGGAACAAGGCAACAUUGAUGACCCUUCACCAGAGCCCCAGAUGAAGAAAAGACGGCAAACGAGCCAUUAGAUCCCAGGGAUGUAAAUAUGGGGAUUGCCGUCGAUUAGGUCAAUGUUGGGUUGCGGGUGGGGGGUUUGACCUUUUUGGUAUUGAAACCAUAGGCAGCAUUGGGCGGUGUGCUUUGCAGUGAGUAAACUGAGGGAAUAAAUAGUGUUCUUGAUAAAUUGUCCAUUCAAUUUUCUUUCACUCUAUCAACCAUUACAGGAGCUAGUUGGACUGUCUGCUGGGCAAUUAAGGGUCGAGGCCUAAUCAGAUGAAGCCAAGCAGUGGGGGGAGACUGUAGGUACGUUGAACCGAAACACGAGGCACCCGUCGGAAC
Ilyonectria robusta is the source of this 1468-nucleotide messenger RNA. RefSeq lists its product as uncharacterized. The transcript is spliced from 6 exons. NCBI's taxonomy places the organism in Eukaryota, Fungi, Ascomycota, Sordariomycetes, Hypocreales, Nectriaceae. The coding region runs from base 196 to 1158 and encodes 320 amino acids. The record is from RefSeq and is a predicted model, not a curated record.